UCAACACGACACCGCAAACGAGCACAAAGCACCACAAAGCGGCCUGCUCGGGGUGACACCAGCCCGUGUGCGCUUCUGGCUAACCGCCGCUCGAGUGCGAGGAGCAAGCUAAAAAUAAACGAAGUGGUCAACUCCGCCGUGUUUAUAUCGCUUGUCAUUCAUGACUUGGGCCAGCGUUUCCACACCUUGACUCAUAUUACACGGGGGGAGGAAUCACUGCACACUACCAAACAAAAAUGUCACAAAAAGCUUCUGGACAUGUCCUGCUUGAAGUAGCCACCAGAUGCGGUGUAAAUAUCGCGGCGUGAUGGGUAACACAAGCGAGAGGGUGUCGGCGGACCGCCACGGGGCCAAAGCCCACCGCUCAGACAGCGGCGCGGGUCACAAGGACCUCGAGCCCAGCGGCAAGAUGGCGGACAGCACGGACGACCCCAACAUCUUCAGCACACGCGGGUUGGAGUCCAAGGUGUCGGGAGAGAAAGAAUUCCCACCUGAUUUAGACGACCUGGUGAAAACUGUUCCUCAGGCUCGACCGACUGUUAUCCGGUGGUCCGGAGGAGGGAAGGAAGUCUACAUAGCUGGCUCUUUUAAUAACUGGAGCACCAAGAUACCGCUCAAUAAAAGUCACAACGACUUUGUAGCGAUCCUGGACCUGCCCGAAGGCGAGCACCAGUACAAGUUUUUUGUGGACGGCCAGUGGCUGCACGAUCCCUCGGAGGCAUUGGUGACCAGCCAGCUCGGCACCAUCAACAACCUGAUCCAGGUCAAGAAGUCCGACUUUGAGGUGUUUGAUGCCCUGCAGGUCGACUCUCUGGAGUGCUCCGACUCAUCGGAUCUGUCCAGCUCGCCUCCGGGCCCGUACGGGCAGAGCCAAUACGUGUUCAAACCCGAGGGGCACUUCAAAGCGCCACCCAUCCUCCCCCCUCACCUGCUUCAGGUCAUCCUCAACAAGGACACCAAUAUUUCGUGUGACCCCGCCCUGCUGCCGGAACCCAACCACGUUAUGCUGAACCAUCUCUACGCGCUCUCGAUAAAGGACGGCGUCAUGGUCCUGAGCGCCACUCAUCGCUACAAGAAGAAAUAUGUGACCUCGCUGCUCUACAAGCCCAUAUAAAGCCUCGCGUCUGCCGCUACUAGUGCUUCGGGAUGAGAGCAGCGUGUCGCCCCCCCCCCCCCCCCCGUGACGGUUGGCACAAAAAUCUUGCACUUGGGACACGUUUACGGCUGAAAGGCCUCGGAGGUCACAAGGUCGCACGCACUUCUUGUCUACGUGGACGAGGGCUAACCAACACACAAUGUAGCAAAGUGCAGCCGCUGUUUGAUGACGACAACACUGUGUGUGUGUGUGUGUGUGUAUGUGCACUUUGUGACCAUUUGCAUGCUGAUGCGUUGAAUAUUUUUUCACUUCAAAGGGCACAUUAACAGUUGCUGAAUUUAGAGAGCCAUUUGAGCAUUUAUUCAAUAUUCUUCAUAUCCGGCUUUUAAGGCCCAGGUACUAGUACACUUGCUGUCCUCACUAGUAAGACAAUUGUGGGAUACUAGUAUGACAAAUAUAUGUUCCUAGUAAAGCCAUACUUGCGAAUUUAGAGCUAGUAGUUCUACUAGUGACAGAGUUAUUACUAGUUUUAUUACUAGUAAUAGUAAUACUGUGCAGAUGUCUUGCUAUUGAGAGUUGUGUUUUACUAGUACUACUAGUGAUGUAAUAUUGUACUAGUCAAUAUAUAUAACUUCAAUUGCUAAUUGUGUUCAAAUGUCUACUAGUUCACUUUCGCCUCAUUCAUAACAAGUAGUUGUCCUACUACUUGCCAGCUGUAAGCUAGUUGUACUACCAGUGCCAUGAAAUUCUACAUCUACAAGUUGCAAUCUAAUGCUUCACUUGUAGUAUUAGUACCACACAGAUGUCAUCUAGUGUCCUGUUUUACCUCACUAGUAACAUGUAGUCCUGUUAGUUGACAGCUGAUUUAUUAGCACUAUCAAUGACAUAAUACAAUUCCACGAGUUAACAUCUUCACGAGUAAUACUAGCAGUGUGCAGUUAGUUUACAGCUUUGCCGUACUAGUAACAAGUACUUGUGAUUUUAGUUGCGAACUGUGGGCUACUAGUGCUGCCGGUGACAUGAAAUUUUACAAGUUAACAUCUCUGUUAAAAUCUCGCGCUUCACUGGUAGUGUUAGUAUCACACAGAUGUCAUCUAGAGUCCUGUUUUACCUCACUAGUAACAUGUCGUCCUAUUAGUUGACAACUGAUUUAUUUGCACUCUCGAUGACACAAUACAAUUCCACUAGUUAACAUCUUCAUGAGUAAUACUAGUAGUGUGCAGAUGUCAAUUAGUGUGCAGUUUUGCCGAACUAGUAACAAGUAGUUGUCCUUUUAUGAGUUGUGAAAUGUGAGCUACUAGUGCUGCCAGCCAGUGACACGAAGUUAACAUCUCGCGCUUCACUAGUAGUAGUAGUAACACACAGAUGUCAACUAGUACCACCUUUGCCUACUAGCGUGCAAAAAUGUCAUAGAGGGGAAAAACGUUACUAAUAAGACACAGUUGGUGUACUAGUGAGGACUGAGAGCCUGCUAGUACAAUCAUGGGCCCGAACCUGGAGAUCAAAUGUAUUGCGUGCGCGUUCAGUGGAUGAAGAAUUAUUGAAAGUAAUAAGUUAGUAGUGCUGGAACUUCAAGUGCAAUUGAAAAGUCUGAUGUUGUUUCACAGUUGAACAUUUGCCAUUUGGAUGCACUGUUGGUGGCGUGUUCUUCUGGUUUGUGUUUUCACGCUUGCUCUUUCGUGUGCUGAGGUGACCUGCAUCCUGGCCUUUCACCUAUGCAGUGAUCGUUAACGUGUAUUUAUUGUAUUUAUUCAAACGGGCUGUACUGUUACACGUGUGUUCAGUGACCGCAUACAAAAUCAGACGGCAAAACUUGAAUUUGACAGCCAUUUUUCCGAAUGUUUGCAAAAUGCGUGAAGGUUCAAGUUGAAAAAGCCAUUUGCACAAUG
Messenger RNA from Syngnathoides biaculeatus (alligator pipefish), 2985 nucleotides. It is a transcript of the gene prkab2, whose product is annotated as protein kinase, AMP-activated, beta 2 non-catalytic subunit. The record is from RefSeq and is a predicted model, not a curated record. Lineage: Eukaryota; Metazoa; Chordata; Actinopteri; Syngnathiformes; Syngnathidae. Bases 284 to 1114 code for a protein of 276 amino acids. Gene Ontology annotation, molecular function: protein kinase binding. The transcript has 8 exons. Gene Ontology annotation, cellular component: nucleus; nucleotide-activated protein kinase complex; cytoplasm. Gene Ontology annotation, biological process: signal transduction.